Messenger RNA from Podarcis muralis (Common wall lizard), 516 nucleotides. The record is from RefSeq and is a predicted model, not a curated record. NCBI's taxonomy places the organism in Eukaryota, Metazoa, Chordata, Lepidosauria, Squamata, Lacertidae.
AUGCCUACUUUAUCUGAAUUGUUCGGCUUCAUUCUUCUGGUGGUUGUGACCCUCACAGGAUUGGCAGGAAAUGGAUUCAUUGCUAUUGUGAACUGCAUUGACUGGUUUCGAAGCAGAAAACUAUCCCCAGCUGACAUGAUCCUGAGUUGUCUUAAUUUAUUUCCCUUCAUGAUAUUUUUGUUCUCAUCCAUCUUACUACUAACUUCUCUGUGGAGGCACAAAAAUCUUCUACGAAACACUGCAAAGGAUGUCAGCACAGAAGCUCACCUGAAUGCCAUCAAAGCUCUGGCUUCUUUCUGCAUCCUCUACGUAUCUAGCUUUUUUGUGGAAAUUUUGAAUGCUGUCCUGUCCUGGAUGGACACUGUGGACCUUUGGGUAAGAAUAUUUUUUUUUAAUGUGAUUGCUGCAUAUUCCUCUGGCCAUGCCAUUAUCCUGAUCUUCAUUAAUCCCAGACUAAAACAGGAAUCAGUAAGGAUUCUACAUCAGCUAAAAAGCUGCAUGAAGACACCAUCUUAA